AAAUUAUCUAAUCUAAAAACUAUGCAUCAUUCCUCUCAUUGAAACAUCUUCGUUUCGCUCUGCUAGAAUUUGAAACCAUUGACACACGCAGAAGCGACCCCGCAGUACAGCUAUGAAUCUGGUUCCAUUCCAAUCCGCGGCACGGCCGCCGUGGUUUCCGAUGUUACCGCCUAACCCGCCAAUGUCGUGUGCCUUUUGGGAGACUAAAAAUGUGAAGGAUAGGCUUAGAGAGCUACAAGAUACUCUUGAUCUUGCACAAGCAAUGGAGAAAGAGCUAGAGAUGUUGGCAAUGAUCAAAGAUGGUAAAGGGCGUUUGGAAGAUGAGGGUUAUGUGUCCAAUGGCAUUUCGGUUCAUGGGUUCAAAAAAAAAUUGGAAGAUAAGGGGGUUAGUAUGGAAUCCCAAGAGUCGCGUUCAGUGGAAGCGGUGAAUAUAUUGAUGGCAAAAUUAAGAGCUCAGCUUGAACCAUUUAGGGUGAUCACGGAUGAAAGGACUCCAUGGGAGGAAAAGUCUGCAGCAGUUAGAUUGGCUGAUAAAACACGGAAGUAUAAACAAAAUAAACUUUGGAGGAAAAGAAAGAGGAAGCACAUUGCAGAAAUGCACGCAAAGGAGCGUGAACGAUUUGAACAAGCUGAUCAAGAAGCUGAUGAAUGGAGGGCUAGGGAGAUUGCUAAUGAUAUUGCAAAUCGCAAGGUAGAGAAGAUGAAAGAAGUUGCAAAACUUAAAGCAAAAGAGGAGAGAAAGAGACUAGAAUCGGAGCUUGAGCAGGUAUUAAUUGUGGAGAAAUUGCAAGAGUUGCGUUCCAUCAGGAUCCAAAAAUUGAAGAAACAAGGUCAUUUUCUUCCCGAGGAGGAUGACAAGUUUCUUGAGAGAGUUCAAGCUGCAGUUGAAGAAGAGGAGCGCCAGGCAAUUGCUGCAGCUGACACAGAUGCUGCUAGGGAUGCGAUUGCAACUGCUGAGGAAUCGAGGAAACCCCUCCAGAGUCAUGGGCCUGACUCAAAAGUUCUAAGCAGUGAUAAAGGCAGUAACAAGGAAAGUAUAGACCAAAUAAUUGAAACUGAAAAUAAUGAAGGCCCCACUACAGUCACUGACAGUGAAGGUGGAAAACAAGGAUCAGAGGGACAAGGAUUUAAUGGAGUUUAUGAAUCUUUGGCAAAUCUACCUUUAGAGUUCUAUCAUUAUUAUCAUGGUAGCAAUGCCGAUAUGGGCACGCUUAUUGAGGUGAGAAGAACAUGGGAUGCAUAUAUAAGACCAGGAGGAAGCCGCAUACCAGGGCAUUGGGUUCAACCAUCUCCUCCAGCAGAUGAGAUAUGGGAAUCCUACCUGGUGAGGCCUAAAUGAUGACUUGACUGCAGAGUUUGUGGCUGUUUUUGCUGAAAACAUGGUGGUAUGUUGAAAGUUUGAUAGCAUUUGUGUACUCAUUUUCCCCAUCUGCAUUGUCAAAGAAGUGCUCAACUGCUCAUAUAGCUGGAACGGACCAGAGUCUUAAGUCAUCUAUCGAAACAUGAAGACACUAAAAGACAUUCUCAGAAAGAACAUACAGGAAGGUUUAAAUACCGUUGUUCGAAGUUGCAGCCGAUCAUGAAAAUCUUCUCCUAAAAUUUUGACUGGGUGUAAAGCUUAUUAUCUUGAUGUAUCUUUAGAUCUCAUAUACAUACAUAUGUCCAUCUUACCCAAAUAAAAAAACAGGAUUUAGCAAGCAAUUUCUUCUUGGUGACAUUCAUAUUAUGAGGAAAGAAAUGGUACACGUA
Molecule: messenger RNA, 1749 nt
Organism: Alnus glutinosa
Lineage: Eukaryota; Viridiplantae; Streptophyta; Magnoliopsida; Fagales; Betulaceae
Product: U11/U12 small nuclear ribonucleoprotein 59 kDa protein-like
Exons: 10
Coding region: 113-1339 (408 amino acids)
Source: RefSeq, a predicted model, not a curated record